Entelurus aequoreus (snake pipefish) is the source of this 2863-nucleotide messenger RNA. It is a transcript of the gene dnajb1b, whose product is annotated as DnaJ heat shock protein family (Hsp40) member B1b. The transcript is spliced from 3 exons. Gene Ontology annotation, cellular component: cytosol. Gene Ontology annotation, molecular function: Hsp70 protein binding; transcription corepressor activity. The record is from RefSeq and is a predicted model, not a curated record. Lineage: Eukaryota; Metazoa; Chordata; Actinopteri; Syngnathiformes; Syngnathidae. Bases 200 to 1228 code for a protein of 342 amino acids.
GACGUAGGAAGGGGCGUGGCUUCACUCGGUCGCCACAUUGGAAUGGAGAUUGUUCUGUCUUGUUAUGGAAAGCUCUGGAACUUUCCACGCUGUUUAAAUUGAACAUAUCUCGGCUGCGUCGCGUAGUUGAAACAGGACGAUUGAGCAAGAGGACAAACACUUUGUACUUCUUGAAAGGACUGGCUGCCGGGUGGUCAGAAUGGGGAAAGACUACUACGACAUUUUAGGCACUAAGAAAGGCGCCUCCGAGGACGAAAUCAAGAAAGCUUAUCGCAAGCAGGCGCUCCGAUAUCACCCCGAUAAGAACAAGUCGCCAGACGCUGAGGAGAAAUUUAAGGAAAUCGCCGAAGCUUACGAUGUGCUGAGCGACCCAAAGAAAAAGGACAUUUACGAUCGCUUUGGUGAAGAAGGUCUUAAGGGUGGUGGUCCGUCAGGUGGGGGUGGUGGUCCAGGCAACUUCAGCUACUCCUUCCAAGGUGACCCACAUGUGAUCUUCUCAGACUUUUUCGGUGGAAGAAAUCCUUUUGAGCAGUUCUUUGGCGGGCGCAAUGGCAUGGAUGAGAAUAUGGACGCUGAUGACGCUUUUGGCCACUUUGGAAUGGGCGGCGGCGGCUUCCCCCGCUCCUUCAGCUCCGGUAUGGGAGGCUUCGGCGGCCACAGCAGCGUCGUGAAGAAGCAUCAAGACCCCGCUGUCGUCCAUGAGCUGCGUGUGAGCUUGGAGGAAGUGCUUUCUGGCUGCACAAAGAAAAUGAAGAUCAAUCGCAAAAGGUUGAACACUGAUGGGCGAACUCUGAGAACAGAGAGUAAGAUCCUGGAGGUGGAGAUAAAGAAGGGAUGGAAGGAAGGCACUAAAAUCACAUUUCCUAAAGAGGGGGAUGAAACUCCAACAAACAUUCCAGCUGAUGUGGUCUUUCUGCUGAAGGACAAACCGCAUCCAGUGUUCAAGCGUGACAACUCGGACGUCGUUUACGUUGCCAAGAUCACACUCCGAGAUGCGUUGUGUGGCUCCACAAUCAACGUACCCACCCUGGAAGGCAAGGUGGUCCCAGUGACGACAACAGAGGUGGUGCAGCCUGGGAUGAAGCGGCGCAUUAGCGGCGAGGGGUUGCCUUAUCCCAAGCGCCCUGACCGCCGAGGGGACCUGAUCGUGGAGUAUGAUGUCAAGUUCCCGGAUAGGCUUAGUCACAGCGCUCGGGACACCUUGGCCCAGGUUCUCCCUCGUUCGUAAACAAGUCAAACUGGACUCAAAAGUACCCUUUAAUUACUCCUUAAGAUGCCAAUUGUAUGUUAUUUCUUUGUCUUGGAGUUGAUGUUGGGUUUUGUUUUCAUACCAGACAUAUGGGAUGCUAAAACCUGGUCACCCAUAUUGUAAAUGCCACAAUGGAAACUAUUACCGUAACAGAUUGUAAAUAUAACCAAUAUGGUUUGGUGUUUAGUUUUAUUAUUGAGAUUAUAUUUUGAUGAUAUAUAUGAAUAUAUAUACUUGUUUAGUGGGCUGAUACAAAGACAUUGUAUUAACAGCAAUAAAAUAUUAAAUACACCAUGAAAACAUGCGAUCUUCGGCUCAAUUGAAUGACCUUUCUAUAGGCAUAAGCAAUUAAAUUAUCUAAAUGAAAAUUAAACAAUGAAUGUCCAGCAACUUUUUGCAUCUUAACGCUAAGUAAACAGACAUGCUGAUUAUCGGUCCUGCUCGACACCGGCACCUAUUUAAUAAUACCACCUUAACAUUUGACAACCAGACAAUUACACAAAGCGAUUCGGUAUAGAUUCUCGGUAUUAUCUUCGACCUAACUGUCAUUUGAGUCACACAUUAAAGGUGUUACUAAAACAGCCUUCUUUCAUCUCUGUAAUAUCGCUAAAAUCCGUCCCAAUUUAUCCACCACCGACGCUGAGAUCAUUAUUCAUGCGUUCGUUAUGUCUCGUCUAUAUUGCUGCAACACAUUAUUUUCGGGUCUCCCUAUGUCUAGCAUUAAAAUAUUACAGUAGGUACAAAAUGUGGCUGCUAGACUUUUGACAAGAACACGAAAGUUUGAUCAUAUUACGCCUAUACUGGCUCACCUGCACUGGCUUCCUGUGCACUUAAGAUGGGAUUUUAAGGUUUUGCUACUUACGUAUAAAUUGUAUUCAUUGUAUUGUUCCAGAAAUCUGCGUUCAAAAAACUCUGGCUAAUUAGUGAUUCCCAGAGUCCAAAAAAAGUCUGCGGGUCCUUUUUCACCACGUCGGACAGAUGCAGGGUCCGCAUCACUGCAGACGCCGCACCGACCGAUCCACCUGUCGAUCUCAUCCUCACUCGUGAACAAGACCCCGAAGUACUUGAACUCCCUCACUUGGGGCAGGAUCUCCUCCCCAACCCGGAGAUGGUGCUCCACCCUUUUCUGGACGAGAACCAUGGUCUUGGACUUGAAAGUCCUGAUUGUCAUCCCAGUUGCUUCAUACUCAGCUGCGAACCGAUCCAGUAAGAGAUGAAGAUCCUGACCAUGCAAGCAGGACCACAUCAUCCGCAAAAAAGCAAAGACCUAAUCCUGCAAUACAUACAUAUACAGUAUAUAUACCGUAAUUUCCGGACUAUAAGCCGCUACUUUUUCCCCUCGUUCUGGUCCCUGCGGCUUAUACAAGGGUGCGGCUUAUUUACGGCCUGUUCUUCUCCGACACCGACGAAGAGGAUUUCGGUGGUUUUAGUACGCAGGAGGAAGACGAUGACACAAUGAUUAAAGACUGACUUUUCAUAUACCGGUAGGCUGCUUAUUUUGAUAACGUACAGGCGAGCACUUUGUAUUACUUUGCACCGUUGUAUUAUUUGUACUCUGCACGAAUGCUGUUCGCCAUGUCAAAGAUGUGAAAGUUUGAUUGAAUGAUUGAAAGA